Molecule: messenger RNA, 3255 nt
Organism: Priapulus caudatus
Lineage: Eukaryota; Metazoa; Priapulida; Priapulimorpha; Priapulimorphida; Priapulidae
Product: FAST kinase domain-containing protein 1-like
Exons: 12
Coding region: 15-2870 (951 amino acids)
Biological process (GO): mitochondrial RNA processing; regulation of mitochondrial mRNA stability
Cellular component (GO): mitochondrial matrix; ribonucleoprotein granule
Molecular function (GO): RNA binding
Source: RefSeq, a predicted model, not a curated record
CCACUGUGAAAAAGAUGAUGGAGCUUCUUAAAGGGUGGCAGCCAUACGUAUAUGUAUGCAAAAGAAACUUCAGGAAACUGAUGGUUUAUCCACCCUACCCAUCAUUUCCGACUGUUUCUAACAAUGCACUCACUGGAAGUGGUUGGCUCUGCAAGGGCAUGCACAUGGACUGUGUGAUCAACAAUAAUAGAAGAAACAUAUACCAUAUGCAUCAGUGUAAACCUUUGCUAUAUAGAAGUUGGUGUUCCAACCGAUAUCUAAAGCAACUCCAUGUGCAAUGUAACCAUUUCUGUGAAAUAAUUCAUGGAAAGGAGUAUAGAGGCGAUUCACGUUCCGUCUCAGAGACACAAUUGUUGGGGUCCAACUUUGAAGAUAGCACUGAAUUGGAAACUUCAAAGCUGUAUCCAGAUGAUGAAGAUCUUCUCCUUCAGAAAAUCAAUUGUGCAUGUUCGGUUGAAGACAUAUACAAGGUUCUUAAAAAUAACUGGCAUGUACUGAGUAGUCGUCAUCUAUGCCAAGCUGUUACAAACCUGUGGGAACUACAGAAGGUCUAUGGAAGUUAUGCUGAGGACAUGGUAGAGAUGCAUUGCCAAGCUAUUUUGUCAAACCCCAUGUUCUCCGAAUUGUGUGAAAGAUUAGAGAGUCAGUCCUCCUAUAUGGAUGAUAAAGGACUUGUUUGCUUAUUGAUGUACCUACUCAAGAUUGGUGCAGAACAAUCAUCAACUUUAGUUAGAAGCUUGCUAAUGGAGUGUCAGUCACGAUGCCUUACCAUGGAGCCUAAUGUUCUGUCUAGGUACUCGGUAGCUUUAUCAGAGUUCGACGUUGCUCCUCUGCACCUCCUCGGUCAGGUUGCAGAUGUCGUGAAUCGACAGCUCGCCGCGGCGGACGCCAACGACCUGUUUCUCUACGCCGUCUGCCUGGAGAACGCUCACGUAACCGCAUCCGAUGGCUUGAAGGCGCGCUUCCUUCGCCGUGUGUGGCCGUACGUCGAGAACCGCUCGGCGCCGCUGUUCACCGUUCUGCGCUGUCUGGACAUCGGUCAGUCGAUGGCCAGCGUCGACACGCAGGUCAGCAACGAGGUGCUCCGCUUCCUGCUGGCUAACGUCGACUCGGUGAGCUCGGUGGCGCUGUCGCGCGUCGGCGUCAUGUUCAGGGAGCAGGGCCUCCUGCAGAGGGAGCUGGUGGACGAGCUGAGCGAGCGCGCGGUGGUGCUGCUCGAUCGCUGCUGCUCGCCGCUCGAGAGCGUCAGUCUGCUACCAGCACUGACACGCUCCAAGCACGCAGAGACACACGCACGCGUCGAACAACUGCUGCUCAGAAACAUCCCAGAGUUCAAGAUGCCAGUUCUUAUCCGAAUCGCAGGCGUGAUUACAGAUCUACAGAUAUCAAGCGAAAAGGUUCUAGAUGACUUGUGUGAACAGAUAAUAAAACUAGUCACGGACCAAUCUCCAAUCAACAAUUAUGAAAUUCCGGAUAAGCAUCUCACGAGACUUUGCAACUGCUUUGUGCAUCUGUCAAAGUGGCCUCAUCUUUAUCGAAACAGAGAGCUGGAAAUUGUCCUACAUGAUCUACUGGUGCCUCAACUAAAAAGAAAACUAGGGUUGCAACCUUGGUCCGUGGCAAUGAUAGCACAGUACAUGAUAACAUUGAACAUAGGUCCUUUGCCUGAGGUCAUACUGGAACGAAUAGCUGCUAUGGCUUAUCAGUUCAAUGUGCGGCAGAUUGGCUACAUUGUUUCAGGUUUCGAAACGGUGCACCGCGUGCGUUCGCAGAGUCGCCUGCUACUGAGUCAGCUCUCCAUUGUGAGUCGUCUGCUACACAGAAGCUUGCUCCAGCAGCUCAGCCACAUCGAAAGCUUGUCCACGCUGAACCAAACGCUGUCACAGGUGGUGCUGCACAACCAAGACGUCGAUGACAACCUGCUGUGCGAACUUAUGGACCAAUACUCGAGAUUCCUCGAUGACUUUCAACCGCAUCACAUGCUCACCACAGCCAGGCUGAUCCUCAAGACUCGUUACCACACGCCAGAGCUUGCAACCAGGCUGUGUCGCUGCGUGGCCGAGAACCGAACGGAAAUCGGUCGUGCAUUUACAAUGGUGCUGUACGCUUGCUAUCUCACAAACACAACGCCAAGCCACGAGGCUCUCGCCAUGUUCUCUGAGGUGCUGCUGGCGAACACAGGCCAGCUGACCACGACAGAUAUCUUAAAUGCUGCACUGUCACUGAGCCUGUUCCAGAGCCUGUCGAAGUCUGUCGUCGAUUCCAUCUUCCAGCUCGAAUUUCUGGAGGCCAUCGACAGGGAAAUAGAAGAGAGCAGGUCUUUGGCCUUUACGAAUCGUCUGAGGAGCAAACUAAUGCAGUUGAACCGCAUUGUGUGUCUUGACUACCCGGAGUAUGGCGUGCCGUGGUUCCAUGAGCAGUACUGCAAUGAUUCUGUGAUAAAAGCUAGUCCCGAGAGCCACAUGUUUGCUGACGUAACGGCUGCGCUCUCAGAUGUAAUUGGUGGGGCAGAAUACUUGCAGCAGCAUGUGUACACACCAUAUUACUACCAUCUAGACCUGGAGUGCAUCCUCAAUGGUGAACACUCACCGAUAUCCUGCAAGCAAGUCGGUUUAAAAUCGUGGGACCUCGAUACGCAUCUAAAAGAAGCACUGCCAGCCGACGCACAGAGGUUAGCAAUAUGCAUUCAUCCCCCGCACUCGUUCUGCAUCAACGUUAGGGUUCUGCUUGGAGGAGAGGUAGUGAGGACGAGACAUCUCGAGAUAAUGGGCUAUAAGGUUGUGCACAUACCUCACUUUGAAUGGAACUCAAUGCACCUCAGUGACCAGGCAGCAAAGAUGAACUACUUGCACAACAAGAUAUUUUCGUGACAUCCAGGAGAUAUAUUACGGUUCAUUGUUUUGAAAAUUUUGCAAGCUAUAACAGAAUGGCAACAUGAUUGGCAAAACCUCGAUCAUCAUCAUUCACAUACACUGCAAUCUCUUUUUUUAAUGCAGAGUAAUUCCUUAGGUAAAAGCAGUAUUGAUAGUACUAUUUUGCACCAAACACUUUAGAUGUCUUGAAAUUAUUCAUCUGGGUUAAACGUAUCUGUUUGCAACUAAUGUAAAAAUGCAAUCAUAACAUAUGGUGCUUAAUUAAUGACCAUAAUCCUAAUCUAGGAAGUUUUGUAGAUUUUAAAUGUUAAAUCAUGAGAAUACAGUAUUAAUCAUUGUGUUUUGUAUAAUGUAAAGAUUAAAUCUUGUUUUUUUAAUGAAA